Messenger RNA from Oldenlandia corymbosa var. corymbosa, 2833 nucleotides. The record is from the annotation of a GenBank genome assembly. NCBI's taxonomy places the organism in Eukaryota, Viridiplantae, Streptophyta, Magnoliopsida, Gentianales, Rubiaceae.
ACAUAUUGGGGAAGCUUGACGAUUUCUUUAUAGGGUUUGUCUGGGGGAGAAUCCAGACUGUCAAAAGCUAGUUGAUCUAGUAUUAUGAACGGGGUUGUUGCCAAAAUAUGUACCGCUCCGAGGCGGAGUGGCCCAUUUUGGCUAAUAGGUCCUCUACUUUUGUUCCCUGAUCUAUCUAUAUGCAAUAUCUCUACUGUCCAGGGCUGAGCUAAUAAUAUGUGGAUUCGGCUUAGGAAGUUGCUGGCCCGAUGUGUGAUUGGAAUGUCUUCUUUGAGCGUUUGGGUUGCAGCCAAGCUGUCCAUUUGUAAUUGGGCUCUUCUGAAGCCCAAUUGCCAAUCAAUUUUCAGGCCAUGUAAAUCACCCCAAUACUCCGCUUCCAAAAUUGGGCAUUCUCCGACGUGUGCCGUGAAACCUUCUAUCCAAGAGCCUUCGUGGUUUCGUAUAACCCCUCCCGCUGUUGAAUUUUUGGUUUUGAUCCAUAGUUUCCAGCAAGCUGUUCCGAACCAAAUUGGCCAAUCGAUUUCGUACUGCAACAAGGAGGCAGAUAAGUUAGAGAUAUCAUUCCAGAAUCGAGUUGUUUUUACAUUUCCAAUGAUCCACUCGGUGCCUUGAAUUGUUGCUGCCCAUACUUGUUCCAGUUGUUUCCACAGAUGGGGAGUGCUGCUAGUAUUGACUUGCACAGUGUCAACCUGCCAGCCAUGCUCAUUUUCCUGCCAUUCCAUAAACGUACGUGCUGUUUCACCUUGCAUGUGAGUGGUUGGUACAUUGCUUUAGUGAGUCUGUUGUGGAUGAUUGGGACACCCAGGUACUUCCCUAGGUUGUCCACUAGCUUUAUUCCAAGUUUCCUGCUUAGGGAGGCAGCUUUUGUAGCUUCCACAUUUGGUGAGCAAUAUAGGACUGAUUUGUCAUUACUGACAGUCUGUCUCGAUGCUUGACAAAAUGAUCGGAGGGUCUUGCGUAUUGUUUUUACCUGUUUGUCUGUGGCCUUUGCAAAGAGGAUUAGGUCAUCAGCAUAAAAUAAAUGGGAAAUGUUUACCCUUCCAUUAUCGAAAGUGAUUAGCUUCCAGUUGCGUUGUUGCACCUCUUUGUUGAUAGCUUGUGAUAAUCUCUCCACGCAUAAUAUGGAGAUAGGGAGUCUCCUUGUCUUACGCCCCUUGAUGGGGUGAAUUCCUCCCCUGGUUUGCCAUUCCAUAGUACUCUUGUCUUUAUUGUGAGUAGGAUUUUGAAGAUGUUUGAUAGAUUUUGUGGUAUUUCUGCAUCUCCUAGGGUGUCUAGGAUAAAGUCCCAACUAAUGCAAUCGAAUGCCUUGGCCAAGUCAAUUUUGACUGCUACCCAUCCCUUUUUUUCUUUUGCUAUUAUCAUGGAGUGGAUUAUUUCUUGUGCCAUCACUAUGUUGUCUAUUAUACUUCUUCCUUGGAUAAAACUCGAUUGUGUGUGAGAAAUCAGUGUUGGCAUGAUUUUUUUAAUUCUGUUUGCCACAACCUUUGAAAUAAUCUUGGCUGAGACAUUGAUUAAACUUAUUGGACGCAGGUUCUGGAAUUUUUCUGGUGGCUUGACUUUGGGGAUUAAGAUGAUCAUAGCCUUGUUGAUCUCGAGCGGCACCUCUCUUGUUUCGAAAGCAUUUCUCACCAUUUUACAGACCGUUGGCCCUACUGUGCUCUAAUUGUUUUGGUAGAAGCCUGCUGAAAAUCCAUCAACACGUUGGCUUUUGUAGGGUCCAUUUCUGUGAUUGCUUGGUGUAUUUCAUCAUCAGUGAGUGUGGCUGGCAACAUUCUACUGAGUCUGCUGGAGAUGGGUGGAAAUAGUCCUCUUACGUGGUAGUGUCUGUUUGGAUUGGGACUACCUGGUGUGUAUACUUUCCUGUAAAAUUUUGUAGCUUCUGUUCCUAUGCUUUCCUGAUUUGUGCACCAUCUGCCAUCAUCUAGUUGCAUUCCAUGUACCUUGUUUUUGUCUUUCUUUGGCUUGUGGACCGCAUGAAAGGCUCUGUGUUUCUGUCCCCCUGCACUAACCAGAUUGAUCUUGAGUUUUGAAUUCUUAGACACUCUUCCUGUGUGACUGUUCUUUCGUAGUCUCCCCUUAGUUCCUCCUCUAGGCUUUGUAGGUUGUGAGAUGGGUAAAAUCCUAGAGCUUUUUGGAUGCUUGAUAAUCUUGCUAAGAUUCUUCUUUUCCUUUUGUAAAUAUCCCCGAAAAUGUUGUACUUCCAAUCUUCUACUGCUGCGGUUAAGCUGUCACAGGCCUCUGGUAGAUCAGCGUUUGCUCUCCAGUUACUUUGCAGCCAAUUCUGCCACUGUUUGUGGUGCUCCCAAGCUGUGAGGUACCUGAAAAAAAAAAAUUUGGUGGGUUUCAUGAGUUGUGUGUGAAUUGUACCACUAUGGGGGAGUGGUCGGACGCUAUUCAUGGUAGAUGGUGGAGUGUUGUGUUCUCAAAGUUGUCACUCCAUUUGUUGUUGACCAAGACUCGAUCUAGUCUGACAUGGGAUAAGUCUCUCUUCCAAGUGAAUCUGGGACCUAUAAAGCCUAAAUCAACCAUGUCAUUUUUGUGAAUCCAGUUUAUAAAGUGUUUGCAACCUUUUGUUUUUAUUCCUCCUGUUUUGUCAGCUUCUUCCACAGUCGCAUUGAAGUCUCCAAGGACCAGCCAUGCCUCAAAAGUAUUCCCUGCAAGACGAUUUAGGUGAUACCAUAGUGUAUGCCGGGUUAGCUUUUGGGGGCUCCGUACACUACAGUGGUGUAGCAUGUAGAAUUAUCUGGGAAGGAAAUUCUGCAAUGUAUGAAUUGCCAAUGAUUUUCUAUUAUUUGUAUUGUUAUAGUACCUUUUUAUAGCAACCAUAUUCCCC